Penicillium subrubescens is the source of this 846-nucleotide messenger RNA. Its product is annotated as putative mitochondrial inner membrane protease subunit Imp2. NCBI's taxonomy places the organism in Eukaryota, Fungi, Ascomycota, Eurotiomycetes, Eurotiales, Aspergillaceae. Gene Ontology annotation, molecular function: serine-type endopeptidase activity. Bases 1 to 846 code for a protein of 281 amino acids. The transcript is spliced from 2 exons. Gene Ontology annotation, cellular component: membrane; mitochondrial inner membrane peptidase complex. The record is from RefSeq and is a predicted model, not a curated record. Gene Ontology annotation, biological process: mitochondrial respiratory chain complex assembly.
AUGCAACCACCCGACCGAAAACCCCCAAGCUCAAACAUGCGCGGCCUCAACCCAAAAGAAGCGAAAUUUCUCGCUCAAAAAGGCAGACUUCCCUCAAAAGUGCCAACCCCUCUCCCAGAUCCUCUACCAGCGCAAGCCUCAGUACCAGAACCAGCGGGUCCCAGUCUAGCCCGCAAAAGGCCCUUCCAAUCCUUCUUCUCCAAUUUCCGCCAACGCAUCGCAGCUCUACCACGACCAAUUCGGCUCAUGGGUCGUACUGUUCGCGCUCUCGCCCCAGCCGUUCCUAUCUGUCUCUUCUUCUCGGAGCAUGUGAUGCAAAUAAUGUGGGUUAGUGGGCCGUCGAUGACGCCGUAUUUGAACGAGGAUUAUGAUCAGAUGCAUACGAAGAGUGAUAUUAUACUGGUGAAUAUGUGGUCGAUGCAUCGGUUAUUGCCUUGGAAGAAUUAUCGGAGGUUGGAGAGGGGGAUGGUGGUUACAUUUCGAUCACCCGCCAAUCCCUCCCAUGUCGCCGUCAAGCGCGUCGUCGGCCUCCCCGGUGAUCGCAUUACAACCCGUGAACCGUGCUUGAGACCUACGCAGAUCGUUCCUUACAAUCAUGUCUGGUUGGAGGGCGAUGCGCAGGAUCCAGACAGGUCGAUGGAUAGCAAUACCUAUGGCCCCGUCAGUAUCAGCCUAAUCACCGGCCGGGUCAUGGGUGUGCUGGGCCCCAGAAUGCGUUGGUUAGAUUGGACAACGUGGGAGUCUGGGAACGAGCCGGAUAGUCACUUGGGACCCAAUUAUCGGCAGGAAGUUCGCGACCGCGUAGUGAAGGAGGCUGUUAAGUUGGAGAGACCGCCAGACUUUUGA